Molecule: messenger RNA, 1962 nt
Organism: Haplochromis burtoni (Burton's mouthbrooder)
Lineage: Eukaryota; Metazoa; Chordata; Actinopteri; Cichliformes; Cichlidae
Exons: 5
Coding region: 174-899 (241 amino acids)
Biological process (GO): response to bacterium
Source: RefSeq, a predicted model, not a curated record
UCUCAGAGCUUUCCUGAAGUUUUAGGAUCAACAAUAUCUCAUGAUUCUCCGAUUAUUGAAAACAUUCAUCACAUUACAACAAAACAAGAGCCUGGAACUUUUGUUCUCAUAUCAACGGAGCACAGUUAAGCGAUACAGCUGUUUAUUACUGCAUCAAAGAAAGACAGCGCAAGAUGACAUUUUUGAAAGGAACUUUUCUUCAAGUCAAAGGACCUGACCCAGGCAUCACUGGUGUCACUCAAGACUCUUUGUCUAAUCCCGUCCAUCCAGGAGACCCAGUGACUCUGCAGUGUUCAGUCCUCUCUAAUUCUGAGAACAGAACAUGUACAGAAGAUCACAGUGUGUACUGGUACAGAACCAAACCAGAUGAGUCUCAUCCAAGUUUAAUUUAUAGUCAAGGAAACAAUAGUUAUGACUGUGAGCGGAGUCCUGAGGCUGCCUCCCAACAGAAAUGUGUCUACAGCUUCUCCAGGAACGUCAGCUCGUCUGAUACAGGAACUUAUUACUGUGCUGUGGCCACAUGUGGAGAGAUACUGUUUGGAAAUGGAACAAAACUGAAUAUCGAAGUUCCAGUUGUCCGUCAUUGGGAUUUGACCAACACAGUUCUCAUUCUGCUAUGUGUUGCUCUCAGCAUAAGCCUGAUUGUCAUAGCCUUCCUCAUUUAUACCAUCAAAGAAAAAAACAAAACCUCGGCUGCUGUUUCUCUACAAACAAAUACAGAGUCAACUAGGACAGAACAUCAAAUUCAUAAAAGACACGAGGACUCAUUGACUUAUGCUGCGCCAACCUUUAUCAAGAGAAACACUCGCAAAUCAGAGAGAAGGAACACGAGAGCAACAGAGACAAUGUGUAUUUACUCUGAUGUCAGAGCUUUUGAGUGUGGAAAAAGUGAUGCUUAAGCAAAGCUUGUAUUUCAUCUCCCUUUCAUCUUCACUUUGGACUGAUAUUUAAUAUUGGCAUGCCCAGAUUUCAUUCACUGAGUCUGGAUAUUAAAAGCAGAAGAGAAAAACAUUCAAAUGAUGAAUAUGUGAAAAUAAGUCCAGUAAGUCAUCAAACACAAAAUGUGCUUUGGAACAACUACAACACAUCAAAUCUUUGUAUUUUUAAUUCAUGUCCCAUUUUCUUCACUUUUUUUGUUUUGCUUUGUGACAACUGUAACAGAGAUACAAAACACUGCACAGAAAGUUCUAAUGUACCAUUUUGUUGUGUGAGCACUUUGUAUCUUUCAGCUGUUUAUGUCAGGUGCUCAGAAAACAACUAUGUUGCACCUGUUUGGACCUGUUUGGUUUGUGAUUCAAGUUUUUCUCUGUCACCCAACAUGAAAUGCUUUUUAUGUAUGUUCUGUAGGAUCUUGCAGAAGCUUUAUUAAAACACUCAAAUUAUAUCUGAAGCUUGGUUUCUCAGAUUUCCACCACAGAUUGUAAUUAAUUUGUAUAUAUGAGAAGUAACUUUACAUUAAUAAAUACAUAUAACGCCCACAGCUUUCCUGUUGCAAAGUAAUGCUAGUGUGAUGCUAGUCUGUUAAUGUGCAACACAAGAGCUCUGAAAAUGGAUUUAAUUAAAUACAUCCAACAUAAAAUGUAAGUAAAACACAAAAUUCUGUUUUAACUUUGAUAGUACAACAUUUAAAUGAGUCAUUUUCAUCUAUUCUCUUACGAUUGAACCAUUACUCCGUAUACUAAGGCAAUAUAAAUAUUCCCUUUAAAAUCACACACACAUUUUUCUUUCUUUAUUCAGCUGAGUUCACCUGUUUAAAAACAGCACAAACGAACUUAUCUUAUUCAAUUCAUUUAUACUUUGGAACUGAGCCUGACUUGAUUUUCUGAUUUGUCUGACUAAAGCUAGCUAACUGACUUCAAUAAGCUGACAACUAACCAGAGUUGAACCGCAGGAGGGAGCUAAAAAAAGUGCAAACUCUUACUCCUACAGGCAUUCCCAUUCAUCAUUGAGUGAUCCCUUGUG